GGCACGGGGCGAGCGUUUUCUGAACUUCAAACGGCUUCGAGCAUUAUGGGUCGCCGUCAUCUGAGUCCUACACAAAACAAUGAUGCUCAAGGCCAGUCCCGCUGCUCGCGCUGCUGCUCGCCCUGCUGCUCGCAACGUGCGCAUGAUGGCCGCGCCGGUCUCAACCCAGCUGAGCCAGGAUGAGCUGAAGAAGCAGGCUGCCUGGAAGGCUGUUGAGUACGUUAAGAGCGGCAUGGUGGUUGGCCUGGGCACGGGCUCGACCGCUGCGUUCGCGGUGGACCGGAUCGGCCAGCUGCUGAAGGAGGGCAAGCUGCAGAACAUCGUCGGUGUGCCCACCUCGAUCCGCACCUACGAGCAGGCUCUGUCUCUGGGCAUUCCUCUGGCCACUCUGGAUGAGCAGCCCAAGCUGGACGUCGCCAUCGAUGGUGCCGACGAGGUGGACCCCAACCUGGACGUGGUGAAGGGCCGCGGUGGCGCUCUUCUGCGCGAAAAGAUGGUGGAGAUGGCCUCGGCUAAGUUUGUUUGCAUCGUGGACGACUCCAAGCUGGUCGAGGGCCUGGGCGGCUCCAAGCUGGCCAUGCCGGUGGAGAUUGUGCAGUUCUGCCACAAGUACACCCUGCAGCGCCUGGCUAACCUGCCCGAGGUGAAGGGCUGCGAGGCUAAGCUGCGCAUGAACGGCGACAAGCCCUACGUGACCGACAACAGCAACUACAUCGUGGACCUGUACUUCCAGACCCCUAUCAAGGAUUCCCAGGCCGCCUCCAAGGCCAUCCUGGGCCUGGACGGUGUCGUUGACCACGGCCUGUUCCUGGACAUGGUGGACGUGUGCAUCAUCGCCGGCGCCACCGGCGUCACCGUGCAGGAGCGCCCCAACCCCAAGAAGCACUAAGCGGCUCGUGCACGCAGCGGCACAACACGCCGCUCACACCGUAACAGCGCGACGCUGCAGCAGCGGAGCGAAGCGGAGGGAAGCAGAGCUUUGGAGCUGCGGCGCUGGCGCUAGUGCGGGAGCUAGCGGCGGGUGAAGCGUGUGCUGGGAUGUGGGUUGGUGUGUCGACACGUGUGUCUUGAGGGCUCGGGAAUGGCGGCAGUCCACGGUCUUCGCAGUUCUUGCGGUCUGUUGUGCCGGCAGGAUGACGCGUGACGGCCAACCCCUGCGAAGGGUGACGGACGUAGUAUGGCUGUUUUGCUUGAGGGGAGCGGUUAUUGAGGGCCUCCCGUUUUGUUUGGCUCCAGGUCUGUGGGGGCGGGCGGGCUCCUGGUGGUGCAUCUGCGCCUGUGCGCAGGCCCAGGAGUUUUUCCUCGUACGCCUGUCGCCUGAUCAGUGCUGGUUGCUGGGAAGGCAUUGAGGUGCUUUUGGCGCUGAGAGCUAAACUGUUGUGAAAGAGUACGUGAGUGGAGUUGGAGCCAAGGACUGUGACCGUAUGGGGCUAUAAGCGCAUGCGAGCAAGCAGGAAACAGACGAAGCCUGUGUGCAGGCAGGCGAUUGCUGUAAGGCAAGAGUUGA
Chlamydomonas reinhardtii is the source of this 1507-nucleotide messenger RNA. RefSeq lists its product as uncharacterized. The transcript has a single exon. Gene Ontology annotation, molecular function: ribose-5-phosphate isomerase activity. Bases 80 to 889 code for a protein of 269 amino acids. The record is from RefSeq and is a predicted model, not a curated record. NCBI's taxonomy places the organism in Eukaryota, Viridiplantae, Chlorophyta, Chlorophyceae, Chlamydomonadales, Chlamydomonadaceae. Gene Ontology annotation, biological process: pentose-phosphate shunt, non-oxidative branch.